AUGGAUGAAAAACUGUUCGGGAAAAAGAAAGAUGUUGCACCAAGAAAAGGUCUUUCAAUCAUUGAUGAUUUGCUUGAUGAUCCUCAAAAGGAAAAAAAGUUGAAGAAAAAUGUCGAUGAUUUUUUUCCUAUGAAGAAGUCAACUGUAUCAUUUAUGGAUGAACUAAGUGACGCUGAACUUCAACAACGAGAGCAAGCGGUAACAUCAAGAAAAAACAAAAUGUCGGAGCGUCCAUCAGAUAUCAGAGGUACAUCCAUUGUUGCGACAACUGGUGAUUAUCCAGCAAAAGUUACGAAUAGAACAACUUCCAACUUGGACAGUAUAUUUGGACCAGAACCCAGGAGGACAACAAGCAACUGGACAGGAAAAAUCACUGAAAGAAAAGCUGGUGCAGGUAAUGAAGCUGAUGAAAGUGGACGAUUUAGCGAUUCAAGCCAACUUGAAUCAACAAAAAAUCAAAAGAAUCGGAUGACAAAUCCAUCGGCUGAAAUUCCUGGAUAUGCCGGAAUGCAACGAAUGGAAAACGAAAUAAAUCGCCUAAAUCGAGAAUUGGAAUCCUUGAGACAUAAACAAACGGUGAGAGAAGAAGCAUUGGAAGAAGAAUGGAAAGAAAAGAUGAAACGCCGAGAACGACAAUUUGAAGAAGAAUUUGCCGAUCUGGAAGAGAAUAAUCGGAAGCAAAUGAGUCGUUUGAGAAGUGACCACGAAAAUGUAUCCCAAACAAUUCGUGAUAUGUUCCACAACCAAAUCGAAACACUAACAAAUAGCCAAAAAGAAUCAAAGAAUUAUGAGAAAAUGCUGGAGAAAGUGGACGAAUUGAUUGCAAAAAUAAGCGAAGUAACCAUAAAUUUGAAUAAGCAAACGGAUCAAAGUAACUCCGAUCAGAGCCAUUACAUUUCAUUCAGAGAGCAACAGCUCGAAAUUCGAGAAGAAAGAAUCAAAAAAGAGGAGGAAUGGCUGGCAAAUGAAAAACAACAUGUGAUCGAAUUAAAUUUGAAACUGAAAAGUUUGUACGAUAGUAACGAGCAAAAUACUCUAAAAGAAAAAUGGCAAGUACGUGAAGAACGCCAAAAAUUGAACGCUGAAAAAGAAGCAUUUAAAAGUGAGCAACUGAAAAUUCUGGAUGCAGCAGAACAACAAAAGAUUGAAAUUGAGGCUUCAAAGUCCAAAUUUCUCCGUGAUCAACAUGAUCUGAUAAUGCGAGUAAUGGCUGCAAAAUCAUCAUUGGAAGCUGAAAAGAGUACAUUUGAUGCGCAACGUCAGCAGGAUGUAGUUAGAUUAAAAAUGGAAGCGGAAGAACUUGAUCGUAAGUUGAAAGAGGUGCAAAAUGCUGAAAAUAUUUUACAGAAUACGCAAAGAAUUUAUGAACAGAAAUACCAGCAGGUGGUGGCAUUAGAACGAGCACUUAUAGAUGAAUGUUUCGAACUGGAACGAUGUCGCAAGCAACUGGAAACCAUUCAAAACGACAAUCAAAAGAAACGAAAUCCAAGAAAUGAACAAUUUCAACAAGUAAUACCAAUACUGGAUACAAACGCGCCAGACUUUAUCGCAGAUCCGUAUAUCGACGAAAGACCAAAUCGGAGGGAGAAAAAAAUCUACCAUGCAACACUAAAGAUGCAUGCCAAAACAUUAGAGAGUGCUACUUCAGAACAAAGUCUAAAUACGCAAGCUUAA
Molecule: messenger RNA, 1674 nt
Organism: Brugia malayi
Lineage: Eukaryota; Metazoa; Nematoda; Chromadorea; Rhabditida; Onchocercidae
Gene: Bma-dyf-19
Exons: 15
Coding region: 1-1674 (557 amino acids)
Biological process (GO): cilium assembly; establishment of epithelial cell polarity
Cellular component (GO): centriole; ciliary basal body; ciliary transition fiber
Source: RefSeq, a predicted model, not a curated record